Messenger RNA from Centropristis striata (black sea bass), 3661 nucleotides. It is a transcript of the gene iqce, whose product is annotated as IQ motif containing E. Lineage: Eukaryota; Metazoa; Chordata; Actinopteri; Perciformes; Serranidae. The record is from RefSeq and is a predicted model, not a curated record. The coding region runs from base 383 to 2569 and encodes 728 amino acids. Gene Ontology annotation, molecular function: protein binding. The transcript has 21 exons.
UUCCGGUAUCGCUCUGACUUAUUCUAGCUAGCUUGAUGGAGGUCAUUAACAGCUGCCUGGUUGCUAGACGACUCAAUCUGCAACACUAAUGUGAAAACAGAAACCUCUGCAUGGACAUAAAACAACAUUUUCUCGGAUUUCAGGGAGAUAUGGACAACAGUGUGUAUCACCGCUUCACCGGGUUUUUCCGCGGAGAAACGGCAGUGUUGUGGACCCAUAUCCGAGUAGUAGUUUAGCUAACCUCUCAUGUUGUUCCGUGUUUUUACUACUAACGUUAGCUGGAGUGGCGAUUUUUGACCCGGGGGAAAAGAUGAAAAGAUUAACGAACACAAGGAGAAAGCCAAGUUUUGCCAACUUAACGUAACUGUUUGCUGUACUAGCUAUGUGUAGUGCGACUGCUAAGAUGUCUCUGGAGGCGAGUGAUGUUCAAACAGAUGAAGACUGUGAGGAGCUGGUUGAAGAUGGCUUCUCUUUCUCUGCUGAUUUUUUGGAAAAGAGAACAAGAAGGAAAAGAUCUUCUAGCAAGCCUCCUCCUUCUCCAAGGUCUCCAUACCUCUCCAGUCUGAAUGUGAACCAGAGAAGAGCAGCAGUGGCGGCCUGGAGAUUGCCAAGGGCGUCCCUUGGGGACACCAGAGGGGACUCUCUUGGGGAGAGUGGCUCAGCUCGCCUCACAUCCCUCAGCAACGGUCACGAUGUGUCCCAGACGCUGAGAUCAGAGUGCGAUGUCACACCAGAGCUUCUCAAGCAGACUUUGAGCAUGAGGAAACACAAACAUCUCCACUCUGGAUCCAAUGGCUUCACCCUCAGCACAGGUGACUUCAGAGACAAAGAGGACAUGUACGAUGAGAUUAUUCGCCUCAAAAAGAGUCUCCAGGCACAGAAGUCUGACAACCACCAAAUGAAAGCCAAAUUACGCCGCCUGGAGGAAGAUAACGCUAAAAGAGAGAAACAGAUAGAAGAACUGUUGGAACCCACUAAAGGAUCUGAAUAUACUCGUAGUUUGGUGGAUAAGAAAAAAGAAGGCAGUGUGGUUCUCAACGGGCUGAAACAGAGAAUCCUGAAGCUGGAGCAGCAGUGUAGAGAGAAAGAAAAUGCUCUGAGCAAACUACAAAGUGAACUGAGGACCACAAACCUGGAGGAGCUCAAGAUCACAGUAGAAACCUAUUUUGACGAGAUCCAGAGGCUGAGGGUGCUACUUGAAGCUGCAGAGAAAAGUAGUCGAGCAGAGAGUAAAUGCUCCCAGAGGCAGCAGAAGGUUUUAAGCUCCACAGUUCAUCGUCUGUCUGAGAACCUGAAGCAGGUCCAACAGGAGAACACAACGCUCCGAGAGGAGCUCAACACUGACAGUCCUGCAGGAGGACUCAAAGGUUACAGAGAGUGGAGCAAACAGAGACUGCUGAGAAGGCUGUUGGAAGUGGAGAAGAGGCUGGAGGACAGCAGGAGACACGCCCAGUCAGCGAAACGCAGCGGCCGAUUGGACAAGGAGGUCCAGGACACGCCCACGGAGAUUCUGGGGUUUACCAUGGCAACAGAGGCAGUGGUCUCCGUGGGAACUAUCACCGAGGGAGGGGAGGAGGUGUCUGAUGUGAGGGAACGCCUCGGCCAAUUAGAGAAGGAGAAGACGGAGCUGCAGGAGACGCUGUCAAGUAAAGAUGAUGAAUUGAGACGGUUGAGGACAGAAAGAGAAGAACUGGAGACAGAGACAGAACGAUGGAAAGCUGAGCAGACAAAUGAACAGGACAAAGAGAGACAGCAGCAUAAACAGGAGUUGGACCAGCUGUGGGCGAGGGUCCACACUCUGGAAGACAGAAGUAACUCUGCACAAGCUGAGCUCUUCUCUCUCUCUGCCACAUCGCCAGAGGACUAUGAGGACACUCAGGCUGGAGCAGCUGUGGAAGAGAGUGAAGAGAGGGACACUGAAGGUAAAGAAGAGACGGCAGGGGAAGGAGAUGAAGAAGUGCGUACAGACGCAGAGAAGGAAGAAAGAGAGAGAGCAACGUUGGUAAUACAGAAAAACUGGAGGGAGCACAGAAACAGGGACACAGUGAUGUUGCAGUCAGCAUUAAGAGGCCAUCUAUACAGAGAGGCACAGCUCACAGACCUGCUGACAGACACUCAGAAUAAGGCUGUAGAAUCAGCAAACCGCAGUGAUGUUGCAUCCUCCGUAGAAGGAGAGCUGGAUGUUGUUGCCUUGACGACAAUACAGUCUGCAUUCAGGGGACACCUGGCUCGCUGUAGUCAUGCAAUAGAGAGCUCAGGGUUCUCUGUGCCUUCUGUAACGGGAAACAAUUUGCCCACGCUGGUACCGAGACGAUCACGCUCAACACACACACCCAGCAGAAAAGGUGCUGCAUCCCCUCAUAAAGCUGAUGAAAAGCAGGCUGAGGUAGAAGAGCCCUGGCUUGUCUCCAGCACUCAGUCCUCCAGGAUGACACCCACAACAGACCAAACUGAGCUCCACUGCACAGCUGAGUCUGGUGGAGCCAUUGCAGUUGACUCUGAUGACUCUGAUGACAUCAUUGUAUCUCCGUCACGUCCUCUGAGAAGCAGAGAAGUCUUAAUCUUAUAGACCUCUGAGGUUAUGUGUGUGUCUUUGUGUGUGUGUUUGUGUGUGUGUGUGUGUGAGAGAGAAUGUGCAGGAAGGAUUUCUGCUCAGAGCCUGUAUGUGAAAGACUUGCACAGUCAUACAAACCAAAUCUUUAAGCUUUGGGUUCUUACUGAACCUGCAAAUAGUAGCUGGGAUAGUUUGUCAGGGUAACAUUGAACGUACACAAUAUUUGCUGUCUUCAAAGCGCUUUCUUUCACAACAGUAAUAACCAGAAUAUUCUGGGAGGUUGGCUGCAGGUUUAUGACAUGAAGUUAAUAGGCACAUAAACACCUUACUUUGAUCAUGAACUUAACUACGAUUCUGUCAUAAUACAAUAUGUCGAUGCAUCCCAGUGUUGAUGUGAGGUUAUAGGAUAUCUCUUUUAGUGUAGGAAAAAGCACUCACAUGAACAUGAAAUCCCCUUUAAUUUCCAUUGUUUUUUUCAUUUGAGCCAAAUAGUCAUUUUUAACCAGUUUUCUGUUUUCUCAGUAGUUGUUUUGUUUGCCAAAGUGCCUACUGUAUAGUCAUUCAAAGUAGAGUAAUAAAGGUAUUCAUUUUUCUUAACCUUGCUGGCUCAAGAGGGCCACAUCACAGUAAAUCCUCUGGAUAUCACAACCUUGAAAUAAUUAAUUAAUCAUCAUUCCACAUGCCUGAUUUGUAUCACACAACCGUCCUUACACUAAUCCAUCAUGUGCGCUUAAUAAAUUAUGGCUGAUUCUGAGGUAUGCUUGAGGGCUGAUUCUCAACUGAUGCACUAUUGAUUCAAACUGUGAAUAAAUUAUAGAUCAGUCUGCUGCAAUACUAAACACAGUCAGUACAGUGGAGGAUACACAGGGAGUAAUGCCAAUAAUGCUCAGAAAAAGACUUAUGAUAAACUAUAGGGUGGCCAACAGAGAGAAUGGAUAGAGUGCAGUUUUCCCCACAUGAUGUGUUUAACUUAAUUUCUGACAUUCAAUAAAAUGCAGUUUUUAUAAUGAAACUUCUCAUGUCUGAUUUAGUUCUUUCUGCUAUCUUUACUCAAAUGUCAUACACAAGACUGUACUUGUGCAAAAUAAACAUGUUACUUUUCAUACA